AUGAAAGAAUUCCUAUUCAAAAUUUUUAAGACGAUUAACCAUCUGUUAAAGGCAAGGAAAAAUAAUAAAAUUAUAUAUAUAAAGGGGAUCAAUAGAAUUAUGACUUAAAUAUUCUAUUCAAUUUAUGGGCAGAACAUAGGAAAUUCAAUUUCAAAUCCAACCCUGAGAUAUAUAGUAAUACGAUUCAGCUAAUAAUUUAUUACUAAAGAUUAGUUUGUGGACUUUUUAUUAUUGAUUGGGUUUAAUCCAGAUAUAUCUCAUGAGGCUGAACGAUUUUUUGAUUAUUGUCAUGAGGAUGUCGUCACAGCUCCUGGAUUGCUUAGUAGGAGCAAACUACUUAGGCCUAUUAAAAAUUCUAAGUGGUUUAGGUUAUUCAAGGAUUGA
Paramecium octaurelia is the source of this 384-nucleotide messenger RNA. Lineage: Eukaryota; Ciliophora; Oligohymenophorea; Peniculida; Parameciidae. The record is from the annotation of a GenBank genome assembly.